This is a messenger RNA of Nerophis lumbriciformis (worm pipefish), 1112 nucleotides long. RefSeq names its product ketohexokinase (gene khk). The record is from RefSeq and is a predicted model, not a curated record. Lineage: Eukaryota; Metazoa; Chordata; Actinopteri; Syngnathiformes; Syngnathidae. Gene Ontology annotation, biological process: fructose metabolic process. Gene Ontology annotation, molecular function: ketohexokinase activity.
CGCCAAUAAAUACAUUGAAAGGGGUUAAUUGCGACGUUUACCUACCAAAGUCCACACAGGUUGUAACAACGCGUCGGGAAGAUGAGCGUUCGCAGCAUGGAGCAGAAAGACAAGAAGGUCCUUUGCAUUGGUCUUGUGUGCCUUGACAUCAUCAGCGUGGUGGAUAAAUAUCCAGAAGAAGACACUGACAACAGGUGCGUGUCACAGCGAUGGCAGCGAGGCGGCAAUGCUUCCAAUUCCUGUACGGUGCUUUCACUGCUGGGGACCUCCUGCGCCUUCAUGGGCUCUCUGUGUGCUGGACCUGUGGCCAGUUUUAUUUUGGAGGACUUUCAGAAGUUGAACAUCGACAUGUCUCUGGUGUCUGAGCACGCUCAGUGUGUCACGCCAACAUCUUUGGUCAUCAGCAGCAGCAGCACAGGAAGUCGCACAAUCCUGCACAUCAACAGGAACGUCCCUGAUGUGACGGCAGAAGACUUCUCCAAAGUGGACCUGAGUCACUUCAAGUGGAUCCACUGGGAGGGGCGCAAUGUCGACGAGCAACUGAAGAUGAUCCAGCAGGUGGCACGCCACAAUGCCGCGUUGCCGUUGCAACAGCAAAUCACCAUCUCUGUGGAAAUUGAGAAGCCUAGAGAGCCGCUGUACGAGCUGUUUGCGUACGGCGACGUGGUAAAUGUGUUCGUCAGCAAAGACGUGGCUCGCCACCUCGGCUUCCAAACGCCGCAAACUGCUCUGGAAGGACUCCGCUGCCGUGUCAAAGUUGGGGCGGUCGUCAUCUGUGCGUGGGCCGAAAAAGGGGCGGACGCGCUGGCUCCUGAUGGCUUGCUCGUCCAUUCGGAUGCUUUCCCUCCGGAACGUCUCGUGGACACGCUUGGUGCGGGGGACACGUUCAACGCUGCCGUAAUCCACAAACUAUCCAACGGUGCCCGUUUAGAGGAGGCGCUGACCUUUGGCUGCAGAGUGGCAGGCGGGAAGUGCGGUUUCCAUGGUUACGGCGGCAUUGCAGACAUGGUGACCGGCCAAGAGUGACUCUUGUUUGACAGACUGGUAUCACGAUUUAUUGUCAUUUUACUUUAUAAGGACACUAUGGAUAAAUAAAGUGUGUUGGCAAACAA